Schistocerca piceifrons (Central American locust) is the source of this 603-nucleotide messenger RNA. RefSeq names its product formin-like protein 14. The coding region runs from base 1 to 603 and encodes 200 amino acids. The record is from RefSeq and is a predicted model, not a curated record. The transcript has 3 exons. NCBI's taxonomy places the organism in Eukaryota, Metazoa, Arthropoda, Insecta, Orthoptera, Acrididae.
AUGGCGGGUAAAAUAUACUUGCGAGCUAUGGGAUACCACCUGCACAAAAUUUGUUGGAGGGGUUAUGAUAGUGAAAGAAAAACUGGGUUGAGGCAGCCUGGACACUCUGCUGCCCUAGCUGACGCGGCCCCUGCUCCUCCUCCUCCUCCUCCUGCUCCUCUGGUUAACGUGAGAGCGGCGCGCUGUCCAGACGCCGCUAUUGAGUGGAGGGCCCUCGAGACGGCGCCUACGGCCGUGGGAAUGCGGCCUGGCGCCACACACAGCAAGGGACGUGUCCGGUCCGGUCCAGCCGCGGGACCCUGCCCUGUGCUGCGCCGAGCCGCGCUGGCGGGCGCACGUCCGGCCCCUACCGGCAGCCUCCUCCUACCCAGCGGUCCGAGGGGCAGAGAAGACGUGCCGCGUCCAACCCCGCGCGCCGCCACAGACCGGCCAGAGGCGUCGCUUUUUCUCCCCCCGGACGUGACGUCGUCUCCUGGCGGCGCCGGGCCGGGCGCUGUAACUGCCGCCUUCACGCACAGAUGUCGCCACGGUCGGCUGCGCCCGCCGCCGCCACCGCCCCCGCCGCCGUCCAACCGGAGUCCGGCGUCGGUGCGCUACAAAUAA